Messenger RNA from Fundulus heteroclitus (mummichog), 856 nucleotides. RefSeq names its product nudix (nucleoside diphosphate linked moiety X)-type motif 1 (gene nudt1). The transcript has 4 exons. The coding region runs from base 156 to 626 and encodes 156 amino acids. Gene Ontology annotation, molecular function: 8-oxo-7,8-dihydroguanosine triphosphate pyrophosphatase activity. Gene Ontology annotation, biological process: DNA protection. The record is from RefSeq and is a predicted model, not a curated record. NCBI's taxonomy places the organism in Eukaryota, Metazoa, Chordata, Actinopteri, Cyprinodontiformes, Fundulidae.
GAUAGCCCUCGCGCGGUGAGUCGGAGCCUAGCCGGACCGAUCCUUCUGUUUACAAAUCUUGUCGUCACGUGACGACACCUGCACGCUCCACGCGGGAGUCUCGUUUCAGCGUGAAGUGUGCUGCUGCUCUUUUCUUGGAUUAAAAGGGUGGCGAGAUGUUGAGCUCCAAGCUGCUCACUCUGGUGCUGGUGGUCCAGCCGGGUAGGGUGCUGCUGGGAAUGAAGAAGAGGGGCUUUGGGGCUGGAAAGUGGAACGGAUUCGGUGGCAAAGUUCAACCUGGAGAAACUAUCGAGGAUGCAGCCAAAAGGGAACUUCAGGAGGAAAGUGGCCUCACAGUGGACGUGCUGGAAAAAAUUGGGAAUAUCAAAUUUGAAUUUGUUGGAGAAACACAGCUGCUUGAUGUCCACAUCUUCAGAGCCGAUAGUUAUAAUGGUGAACCAUCAGAAUCAGAAGAAAUGAGGCCUCAAUGGUUUGACCUUGACAAAAUCCCCUUCAGUCAGAUGUGGGCCGAUGACAUCUUGUGGUUCCCUUUGAUGCUACAGAAGAAGAAAUUUGUGGGAUACUUCAAGUUCCAGGGUCAGGACGUGAUUCUCAGCCACACACUGGAGGAGGUGCAGCAGCUGUGAUGCCAAACCGUCUUGUGGCUAAUAUUUAUGUCUGAGACCAAAAAAAAAAAAAAAAUAACAGCAUUAAGUGUUCAACGAUUUAACAAUAAUUACAAGAGAUAGCUGUUGAUGUUCACGGUUAAUUUAGCAGAGUGAAUGAGGGGAUCCUAUGGACCUAAGGAGAGAUGCGAAGAGAAGCUUUUACAUACUUUGCAACUGUAACAAAAGUGGAUUAAACCUUUUUUUCUGUA